AUGGUCAAGCACAACAAAGCAGAAAUAGGAGAAGUUACUGUUGUGAGUAGCAAUUAUGUUCCUAGUCAAAGAAAAACAUGGAACACUGUUGCGGGCCCGAUGGAGAACGACAUUGUUGCCAAACCUAACAACACCUCCGAGUUCUCAUUGCAAGAAGACUCUCUUAGCUCAACAGCUGGAUUUGAAAAAUUUCUAAAGUUAAAGGCAAACGCAUCGCAAGAGAACGUAGUUGAAAAACCAGAUCAUUCCAAUGACGAAGAAAUGCUGAUUAGAGAGAAUAUCAUCCUUAAAAGGGAGAUUGACUCUUUUAAGGUUAAAUUGGCUUGCCAGAAGGAGGAGAACUUUGUUUUGUCAGCAUCACUGUUUUCCAGUCAAGAGGAGGUUAAAAAGAUGAAAUCAAUUAUAAAAAAGAAGGAUCUUGAGCUCAAGCAACAGCAAGAAAAGCUGGAAGCCAUCUUAAGCAAUUGUGACUCACGACCCUUUGUUAAGGUAAUACCAAAAUCACCUCAAGAAUCAAUUAUGAAAAAAGAGGUUGACACUUUGCGAAACAGACUUAAGAACACAGAAGAAAAAGUGGAUGGGCUGAAAGCAAAGAAAAAGGAGCUGGAAAAUCAUGUGGAGUUACUGACAUCUCAACUCCAAAAUGAGCGUAUUACUAACUCUUACCUCCAAGAGCAAGCCAAACAAGCAGUUACACAAAUGACUGAGGAACGAGACAAAACGGAGACCUUUAAGGAUUAUUACUAUUAUUAUUCACAAAAUCGAGAGAAUUUGGAGCAUGGAGAUUUGGAAGAGCAAUUUGAACAACUGUUGUUAGCAAAACAGGAGUUGGAAUCUAAGCUCGCUAAGAGAGAGGAACAGCUCUUUGAUCUAACAAUGAAGUUUGAGGCCUUAAGAACAGAUCAGGUCCUAAACACCACGGCUAUAAGCAACAAAUAA
Messenger RNA from Naegleria lovaniensis, 939 nucleotides. RefSeq lists its product as uncharacterized. The record is from RefSeq and is a predicted model, not a curated record. Bases 1 to 939 code for a protein of 312 amino acids. The transcript has a single exon. NCBI's taxonomy places the organism in Eukaryota, Heterolobosea, Eutetramitea, Acrasida, Naegleriidae.